Molecule: messenger RNA, 1639 nt
Organism: Xenopus laevis (African clawed frog)
Lineage: Eukaryota; Metazoa; Chordata; Amphibia; Anura; Pipidae
Product: relaxin-3
Exons: 2
Coding region: 431-895 (154 amino acids)
Source: RefSeq, a predicted model, not a curated record
UUUAAGAUCCCCUCAAAUACAAUUCUGACAUUACAGUGCCCCUAGUGGACAAACUGUCAGUAGAAGUGGUAGAAUACUCGCUUGCCUUGCUGAGCAAUUGAGAGAAGCCUUAACACAUUCACCACUUUCUUUACCCACAGUGGGACAAUGGCUCCCCUUUAGUUGCUGGCGCUGUUGUUGGGGAGUCGUUUGCUGGGAAGUGAUGUUGCACUGAAUGUGUCAGGGUGAUGGCACCCAGUGACGAGCUUGGAAUAAUUGUUGGCUAAUUAUACUGUGGAAAGGUUAUCUCUCCUCUCAGAGGCUGGUCUAGGGAGGGGGGGCCACCGAGCAAGGUCCUUAUCUCAAAACUCAGGCCCCCAUGUUCAGCUUAUAAGUGGCCGGUCAGUAGCCACUGAGAGUCACAUUCCUUGCCCAGUAAGAAGCUAGCAUCAUGCAGCGUGUGGCUCCUGCUCUCCUCGUGGUCCUGUGGCUAUUAGCCUGGCACAGUGGAACCCAUGCCACCAACAGAGUCCCCACGUUUGGGGUGAAGCUGUGCGGCAGAGAAUUCAUACGUGCCGUUAUCUUCACAUGUGGCGGUUCCAGGUGGAGAAGAAACGAGGUCCUGCAAGCAGGGGAACCUGCUGAAGUCUUUGGAAAUUUGGUCUCUGCCGAUGUGAAUUCAGAGGAGGAGGAGGUGCUGAGCGAAUGGGCGAGCAGCCUGCGUCCCCACAACAGUGACAUUGACUACGGGAACGUGCAGAGCUGGAGAGACACUGCGGGGGGACGGCAUGGAAUGGGGGCAGCAGAAGAUGCCCUGAGGGGGGUGGAAAGAAGAGGGAGGGAAGCCGCAUUGGGAUUAUCAAAUACUUGUUGCAAAUGGGGGUGCAGCAAGAGUCAAAUUAGCUCCUUGUGUUGAGAGGGAGCAGGGUGACUGGGAGAGAGUCUGUAAUUAAGCAACGCUCAGGGGUGCUGGGGAGGAGGGGUCAUGUACAUGUGCAGAACAGGAUUUAUUAUUAUUAUUGUUAUUAUUAUUAUCAGUGUGUGAGUAGAGUAGAGGUUAUGCACAGGAGUGCAGCUUGUUGGAUCUGGGGCAACUUGUGUAUUAUCAAUAUGUAUAUAUACAAUACAUUUUCAAUCCUGUAUUCUGCUUCUUUUUUCACUAAUGUACAAUGGGGAGUUUAUUUCAUUCUGGGAGAGGAUAUUGUGCUGCUGAGUGGGCUUCAGGGGUGGGUACAGUCCACAGAAGGCCCCAUUUGCAUCUAUAGGGCCCCACCACCACCAACUGCAAGAGCCGAGGGGCCACAUCUCUAAAUAUACCAAGGGCAGCUCACCCUCAUGUGUGUCUUCUGCCAUAGACUCCUACAGGUCAAAGUUUGACUGCUCCGAGAUAUUGUAGAAGGGAAUGGUUCAAAUGCAGAAAAGGCUGCUCUCUGUCGUACCUGGAGCCUUCCAAGGAUUUUAAGCAGGAACUUUUGCUGUUGGUUUGACUGCAUGAACCACCUAGUGGCCGAAUGUGUUCCACAACUUUAUUGUUAUUCUCCUGCUAAUGCCAAUAAAUAUCGAAUUCAAUGGCAAACAGAGUGCAGUCACAGACUAGUUAACUAGGUGGUCCUCUUGUAAGUUAACUUUUAGUAUGUUAUAGAAUGGCUAAUUCUAAGCA